AGCUAAUCAAUCAAGCUAGUUCUAAUGGAGACGACGACGCCGCUCCUGCUCGUCGGCGUCCUGCUCCUGGCGGCGCCGCUGCUGGGUUCUUCCGCAGCGGUCGGUGCCGAAGAAGACGGGUUCAGCGUGGAGUUCAUCCACCGGGACUCCGUCAAGUCUCCCUUCCACGACCCGGCGCUCACCCCGCACGGCCGCGCGCUCGCCGCCGCCCGGCGCUCCGCGGCCCGCGCCGCCGAGCUCCACCACCUCCUAGCUCGCCGUAGCUCCGGCGCCCCCUCCCCCGGCACCGGCGCCGGCGUGGUGGCCGAGGUGGUGUCGCGGCAGUUCGAGUACCUGAUGGCCAUCGAGGUCGGCACGCCGCCCGUCCGCGUGCUCGCCAUCGCCGACACCGGCAGCGACCUCGUCUGGGUCAAGUGCAAGGGCAAGGACAACGACAACAACUCGAACAGCACCUUCUUCUCCGACUCCGACGACGGCGAAGACUCUCCGCCGCCAUCCGACGAGGACUCGACACCGCCGCCAUCCGACGACUCAGGCGACGCGCCGGCGCCGUCCGCCGACGACACGCCUGCGCCACCGAGCGUGUACUUCGUCCCGUCCGCCUCGUCGACCUACGGCCGCGUGGGGUGCGACACCAAGGCCUGCAGGGCGCUCUCGUCGGCGGCCUCAUGCUCCCCCGACGGCUCCUGCGAGUACCUCUACUCCUACGGCGACGGGUCCCGCGCCUCGGGCCAGCUCUCCACGGAGACAUUCACCUUCUCCACCAUCGCCGACUCCUCCAAAACCAACAGCCACGGCAACAACAACAACAACAGCAGCAGCCAUGGCCAGGUGGAAAUCGCCAAGCUCGACUUCGGGUGCUCGACGACGACGACGGGCACGUUCCGGGCCGACGGGCUGGUGGGCCUAGGCGGCGGCCCAGUCUCGCUCGCCUCGCAGCUCGGCGCGACCACCUCCCUGGGCCGCAAGUUCUCCUACUGCCUCGCGCCGUACGCCAACACCAACGCCUCCUCCGCGCUCAACUUCGGCUCCCGCGCCGUCGUCUCCGAGCCCGGCGCCGCCUCCACCCCGCUAAUCACCGGCGAGGUCGAGACCUACUACACCAUCGCCCUCGACUCCAUCAACGUCGCCGGCACCAAAAGGCCCACGACAGCAGCCCAAGCCCAGCCGAAAUACUACAAAUCCAAGGCCCGCGGCUCCGGCUCCAGCUCCAGCAACAGCAUCAUCGUGGACUCCGGCACCACGCUGACGUACCUGGACUCGGCUCUCCUGACGCCGCUGGUGAAGGACCUGACCAGGCGCAUCAAGCUGCCGCGCGCCGAGUCGCCGGAGAAGAUCCUGGACCUGUGCUACGACAUCAGCGGCGUCCGGGGCGAGGACGCGCUGGGCAUCCCGGACGUGACGCUGGUGCUGGGCGGCGGCGGAGAGGUGACGCUGAAGCCGGACAACACGUUCGUGGUGGUGCAGGAAGGCGUGCUCUGCCUGGCGCUCGUGGCCACCUCGGAGCGCCAGUCCGUGUCCAUCCUCGGAAACAUCGCGCAGCAGAACCUCCAUGUCGGCUACGACCUCGAGAAGGGCACUGUCACCUUCGCCGCCGCCGAUUGCGCCAAGUCUCAUCCGUACGGCGAAGCCGAUGUGUAG
Messenger RNA from Brachypodium distachyon (stiff brome), 1641 nucleotides. RefSeq names its product aspartic proteinase CDR1. Gene Ontology annotation, biological process: proteolysis. Gene Ontology annotation, cellular component: extracellular region. The record is from RefSeq and is a predicted model, not a curated record. Lineage: Eukaryota; Viridiplantae; Streptophyta; Magnoliopsida; Poales; Poaceae. Gene Ontology annotation, molecular function: aspartic-type endopeptidase activity. The transcript has a single exon. Bases 25 to 1641 code for a protein of 538 amino acids.